UAUAACUAAAAAAAAUAAAGGAAACGCAGAAAAACCCUUUGAUUAUUGUCAAACCCGUCACGCCUCGCCUUUGCUGGUCUGAGUAUUAUACCAUCCCUCGCCACAUUCCCUGCAAUUCAUCGCCUAACUUCCUCGGCAACGAAACGCUUCCCGCAAUGUCACGCUGAAGGGAAUGCGAUCUGCGUAUUCAACCGUAGCUUUUCUCCUUCUUCCCCCCUUCUCCGAAACGCGUUCCCCUUCCUCAACCACCUUUCUUAAGCCUUGAAACCGAACUCGUUGCUAAAUCCUCAACUUUUCCAGCUGCGAAAGACGAUCCGAGAAGGAUAAAAAAGAAAUGGCGUCGUUCUUCUCGAAGCUGGCGUUGAUUCUCUCGUUCUUUCUGCUUUUCUUCCUCUUUCCUGCUCAAUCCGCGGUGUUCAGCGUAGAUCUGGGGUCCGAAUCGCUCAAAGUUGCUGUCGUGAACUUGAAACCUGGUCAGACACCGAUCUCUAUCGCCAUCAACGAGAUGUCGAAGCGCAAAUCACCGGCGCUGGUUUCCUUCAACUCCGGCAACCGUCUCCUUGCCGAAGAAGCCGCAGGCCUCACCGCUCGCUAUCCGCAGGACGUGUACUCUCAAAUCAGGGACCUCAUAGGGAAACCCUACGGCUUCGCCAAGAAGUUUCUGGAUUCAAUGUACCUCCCUUUCGAGGUGAAGGAGGAUUCCAGAGGCACAGUGAGCUUCGUGGUGGAAGGCGAUGGUGGCGCCACUCAGUAUUCCGCGGAGGAAUUGGUGGCUAUGGUGCUGGGCUAUGCGGUGCAUUUGGCGGAGUUCCACUCCAAGGUUCCGAUCAAAGACGCCGUGAUAUCGGUGCCGCCUUAUUUCGGGCAGGCUGAGAGGAAAGGGGUGCUUCAGGCGGCUCAGUUGGCGGGGAUUAAUGUUCUCUCGCUGAUAAAUGAGCAUUCUGGCGCUGCGUUGCAGUAUGGAAUUGACAAAGACUUUUCCAAUGAGUCCAGGCAUGUUGUUUUUUAUGACAUGGGUUCUGGCAGUACCUAUGCUGCACUUGUGUAUUUCUCAGCGUACAAGAGCAAAGAGUAUGGGAAGACUGUGUCUGUGAACCAGUUUCAGGUUAAGGACGUACGCUGGAACGCAGAGCUGGGUGGCCAGAAUAUGGAACUACGGUUGGUGGAGCAUUUUGCAGAUGAGUUCAAUAAACAAGUUGGUGGUGGAAUAGAUGUGAGGAAAUUUCCCAAGGCUAUGGCAAAAUUGAAGAAGCAGGUUAAGCGAACAAAAGAAAUUCUUAGUGCAAACACAGCAGCUCCUAUUUCAGUUGAAUCACUUCAUAAUGAUAUAGACUUCAGGAGCUCAAUAACCCGUGAGAAGUUUGAAGAGCUUUGUGAUGAUAUUUGGGAACAAUCUCUUCUGCCAGUGAAAGAGGUGAUUGAGCAUUCUGGCUUGUCAAUGGACCAGAUAUAUGCGGUGGAGUUGAUUGGAGGUGCUACCAGAGUGCCAAAGCUACAGGCUAAGCUUCAAGAGUUCCUUGGGAGAAAACAACUUGAUAGGCAUCUUGAUGCUGAUGAAGCUAUUGUUCUUGGUGCAGCGUUGCACGCUGCAAAUUUAAGUGAUGGAAUUAAAUUGAACCGCAAGCUAGGAAUGAUUGAUGGUUCUUUGUAUGGAUUUGUGGUUGAGUUGGAUGGUCCUGAUCUUCUGAAGGAUGAAAGCUCGAGGCAGUUACUAGUACCACGAAUGAAGAAACUACCGAGCAAGAUGUUCAGAUCCGUUAGUCACAACAAGGAUUUUGAAGUGUUGCUAGCUUAUGAAAGUGAAAAUCAUUUACCACCGGGUGUCACUUCUCCUGAAAUUGCAAAAUACCAGAUUUCUGGUUUGACAGAUGCAAGUGAGAAAUACUCAUCUCGAAACCUGUCGUCCCCUAUCAAGGCAAUUAUACAUUUCUCUCUAAGCAGAAGUGGAAUUCUCUCUCUUGAUCGGGCUGAUGCUGUUAUCGAAAUAACAGAAUGGGUGGAAGUUCCCAAAAAGACCCUGACCGUAGAGAACUCGACUAUUUCAUCGAACCUAUCAACUGAAGCUGGUGCUAACAACAAUUCCACAGAAAGCAGUGAAAAAAUGGAAACUGAAGUGGGGGUAAUACAAAAGCUUAAAAAGAAGACCUUUAGGGUACCAUUAAAGAUCGUUGAGAAAGAGCCUGGAUUGUCUCUGUCUAAAGAUUUUCUUGCCGAAGCCAAAGGAAAAUUGGAAGCACUAGACAAAAAGGAUGCCGAAAGAAAAAGAACGGCUGAGUUAAAAAAUAAUUUAGAAGGUUAUAUAUAUACCACUAAGGAAAAGAUUGAAACUGUUGAAGAGUUUGAAAAAGUUUCUACAAGUGAGGAACGCCAGUCCUUUGUUGAGAAGCUUGAUGAGGUGCAAGAUUGGUUGUACACAGAUGGUGAAGAUGCCAAUGCUACUGAGUUUCAAGAACGUCUAGAUAUGUUGAAAGCUGUUGGUGAUCCAGUUUUCUUUAGGUUAAAAGAGCUUACAGCUCGACCAGCUGCUAUUGAACAUGCCCAGAAAUAUCUCGAGGAGCUGAAGCAGAUUGUUCAAGAGUGGAAGGUAAACAAGUCUUGGCUUCCAAAAGAACGAGUAGAUGCGAUUCUAGAUGAUGCUGAAAAGUUAAAGAAGUGGUUGGACGAAAAAGAGACUGAACAACAGAAGAUUUCUGGAUUCAGUACACCAGCUUUUACUUCUGAAGAAGUACUUUUGAAGGUGUUUGAUCUUCAAAACAAGGUUGCCAGUGUUAAUAAAAUUCCCAAGCCUAAGCCUAAAAUUCAGAAACCUGUGAAGAAUGAAACUGAGAGCAAAGUGCAGGAGGAUUCGGGUAAUUCUAACUCCACCUCAACUGCCGGUGAUCAAUCCGGUGACAGUUCAGAAGGCACAAGUGAAGAAUUUGCUGACAAUCAAGAAGGUCCAAGUGAUGAAAAGAAUGAUGAGCAAACAGAAGUUCAUGAUGAGUUAUGACCGAGCAGGAAAGCAUGUAGGCCCAGUUUUAAUCAGCUACCUGCAGAACUUUUAGUUAGUAGACUAAUUUCUAGUGGAUAGGGGAGAGGAUGCAUUGUCAAUUUUCGGCGAUCAGGAGAACUUAUCUGAGGAAGUAUUUUCUGGAUGAAUGGUUAGUUUUAAGGUUAGAAAAUAUGGUUUCUAAUUAUUUUCCUCUUGCAACUUAACAGAAGAAAAAAACUGAAAGCAGAACAGAGG
This is a messenger RNA of Arachis duranensis, 3226 nucleotides long. Its product is annotated as heat shock 70 kDa protein 17. Gene Ontology annotation, biological process: negative regulation of hypoxia-induced intrinsic apoptotic signaling pathway; cellular response to hypoxia; endoplasmic reticulum unfolded protein response. Gene Ontology annotation, cellular component: endoplasmic reticulum chaperone complex. NCBI's taxonomy places the organism in Eukaryota, Viridiplantae, Streptophyta, Magnoliopsida, Fabales, Fabaceae. The record is from RefSeq and is a predicted model, not a curated record. Gene Ontology annotation, molecular function: ATP binding; ATP-dependent protein folding chaperone.